AACGGAUAGGACAAAACGGCUGGCCAGAUCUGUUUCUGCUGACCGGUGACCUGAGCCAGGAUGAGUCUGAAGCCAGCUAUCGCAUGUUAUUUGAUCUGAUGCAGUCGACUGGCACCAGCUGGUACUGGUUACCAGGCAAUCACGAUGACACCACUCUUAUGGAACAGCUGCACCCGAUUCAUCAGAGUGUCACCCUGGGCCAGUGGCAGUGGUUAUUACUGGACUCUCAAUCCGGGUCUCCCCACGGAGAACUGAACACCAAACAACAACAGUGGCUACAACAACAGCUGGAAGAACCUCAGGCCAGCUGGCAGGCCAUCGCCCUGCACCAUCAACCACUACUGGUUGGAUCUGACAGACAGGGUAAAACCCAUCAGACCAGCAUGGACGAUGAUGAAGGUAUAGGCGGAAUCGAUAGUAUUCCCCUGCGAGAUCAAGGUUGGCUAUGGCAAACCCUGAGUCAGUACCCACAGGUCAGAGGCGUUAUCUGUGGCCAUGUUCAUCAGGCACACACGAUUUGUCAUCAGGGGCUGACACUCUAUACCUCUCCGGCGACCAGUAUCCAGUUUACUUCUGAUAUCAAUGAGUUCCAGCUUGAUAGCGAGUUAAACCCGGGAUACCGACAACUCUAUCUGACAGCAGAUGGUCGAAUUGAAAGCCAUGUCUGUCGACUGUCAUAA
Molecule: messenger RNA, 680 nt
Organism: Exaiptasia diaphana
Lineage: Eukaryota; Metazoa; Cnidaria; Anthozoa; Actiniaria; Aiptasiidae
Product: 3',5'-cyclic adenosine monophosphate phosphodiesterase CpdA
Exons: 1
Molecular function (GO): hydrolase activity
Source: RefSeq, a predicted model, not a curated record